UCGAAACUGAAAACCCGCCGAACUCGGUGCUUCUGGCAUCGUUGUGCGGACAUUUUUGCAUAAGGAGGUGGUUUUUUGUCAGGUUCUGGAGUGCCGAAUUCCUCGCGAAUCACAACGUAAAUUGCACCAAACGAUUGCCGAAAGCGUCCUCUUUCUACUAGUGCAAAAAUAACAAUAAUCGUGUGCGGCUCCGGCUGGCUAGACGGCGAAGAAAACUGACCCGCUUAGCUUGUAGCGCGACUGUGGCGAAUCGCCAUUUUGAAGUGUGGUGUUCAUCGUUGUUGAGGCGCAUAUUUUAACAAGGAAAAAUUUCCCAACACCUAGCGUUUAUCAGUGAACUCUGCGAUAUUAUUACAUAUACUAUACGGCUUACCGAAAUUUAGCCGACCGUAGUAGGUCUGGACCCCAAGAAUUCGGGCGCAGUGCACGAUGGCUCAGCAGACGAAACCGGUUAAUUUUUUGUUGCAGGAUGCAAAACCAGGUCAAACGCAAAUUUUUCAUGUACUAAACACAACAACAGGUGCGCGUACCCCGUUACCUGCCGGAGUAACCACGAUGAAAACCAUCGUUACAAAGGAUCUAAACAUCGGAGGCAUGGCAAAUCAUGGACAGGAUGCAGUAGGCAUCACUUCCGACAGUGUCGGAAUAGUAGGAGCCGUGGGCACCACCAACACUGCAUCCGUAGUUGGGAGCCAGAGCUUCACAAUGCCGAUGGUGCGUAAACUCUCACCAGGUCAAAAAAUAAUCCCCAUUGCCAAGCACAAACUGUUUCUUCCUACAUCAGCCGCUAAUAAGAACGUCAAUGGAAAAGUUGUUAUUGCUCCCAAAUUGUACAAGGUUAUCUCGACGACUUCACCGCAUUCCGUCAGCAGAAAUUUAACCUUUUCUCCUCCUGCUGCUGCUGCUGCUGCUAACAAUUCUACCGGGGCGUCCGUUACAGCGAACAGUGUAGCGUUUGCUAAAACGUUGGGUAUCGCCACCGGGAGCAAUGCAAUUCCGUCGACUUCUGUAAUGACGAAACCACCGUCAUUGGCAUUGCCCGCCACUAAUACAGCAGCAGGCAACACCGUCCGGUUUAAUGCCAACAGCAGUAAAGCACCUUCCCACGCCGUAAACAGCUCCCCCCACAACACACACAGCGAGAUAGUGCCGAUCGGAAAUAAAGACAUCGCCAACGGCGGUGCUGUCACGAAAAGCUACAGUGAAAGCGGCAACAACGAUUGCUCAUCCUUCGCACAGGUGUCCGGCGCAUCGACACUACCGACAGCGAAAACGCUGCAAUCGAACCACAGCAAUAAGGAACAUUCUCAACAGCAGCAGCAGCUGCAUUCGUACAGCAAAAAGACACCCUCGAGCCAGAUCCAUACGCCGGCAUCCCGUCGCCAGAAGACGGAUAAAGCGGGCCGCGGUCUUCGACACUUUUCGAUGAAGGUUUGCGAAAAGGUGAAAGCCAAAGGCACCACCACCUACAACGAAGUGGCCAACGAGCUGGUCGCGGAGGAAACACAAAACCAUCAUCCGGGUGUGGAUCCGGCCACUUACGAUCAGAAAAACAUUCGACGGCGUGUGUACGACGCGCUGAACGUGCUGAUGGCCAUGAAAAUCAUUUCCAAGGAAAAGAAGGAAAUCCGUUGGCACGGUCUGCCGACCAGCAACACCUUGCACGAGUGCGAGGAACUGGAGAAGGAAAAUGAGAAAGCCCGCCGCCGGAUCGAGGUGAAACAGCAGCAGCUGCUCGAUCUGGUGCAGCAGCACGUGGCGCUCAAGUCGCUGAUUGCGCGGAACAAAUCGAACGAGGAGCGCGGUUUGGUGCCCAACCCGAGUUCUGCCGUGCAGCUGCCAUUCAUUAUUGUAAAUACCGACCGAAAAAACAACAUCAACUGCAACAUUUCGAAUGACAAAUCUGAAUAUUCGUUCAAGUUCGACGAUUCGUUCGAAAUUCACGACGACGUGCAAAUUUUGAAACGCAUUGGAUUAUCAUUAGGAUUGGAGAAGGGACAGUACUCAGAAGCGGAGCUGAAAAAGAUAAAAUCCAUGGUUCCAAAAUCGGUAGAAAAGUAUAUCGAUGCUUACGGUCUCGGGUUCGAGCACGACGAUAUGGAUGACUGGGAAAUGAGUUCGCUGUACAACGGGCAGGACAAUGACGACAGUUUAUCGACGCAGGAUAUGCUCGGCUUCAACGAUACCACGAACGAUAUGCUAGACGAUGACAUGAAGUUCGAGGAUGACGAGGACGACUAAAGUUUCGUUUCGCCUGGGAACUUAUGCUGCAUCCCGUUCAACUUUUUCAUUAACGUUUAAUGCACGAAUAUACUACUGACAUGAAUAAGCCUAAGGUAGCGCUUCAUCUUGGCUAGAGUUUUGUGGAACAUUGGCAAAAAAAACCCCUAUCGAUUAUCGUUUUCUGUUGCUACACGAUUAGUACAUACCUUCGAAGGACAUCAUUAACAGUGCGUUGCAUAGGUAUACAUUUACUUAUUUGAUAAGUUUGCAGAAUAUUUGUAUGCACAAGCGGUGCAUGUGCAUAAUGGUCACACACACAUACAGUACUUGAUUGAUUAUAACGUCGGUCGGAUAAACAAAGGUUUGUUCCACUUUGUUUGUGUAUUUUGGUUAACCACUUCGGGGCACAAAAAAAAGGUGCAGAUUGAGAACAUAUUAGUGUCAUUCAGUUAAGUAAGCAUUACAUUUACACCACCGCCACCGUUGUUCUGUUGUGUGUUACGCCAUUUGCGAACGAGCUACGCUUGUCGUGGAAAGUAUUCUGCCGCUAGACGACGUGUGGGUGUUGUGCGCAUUAUUUAGAUAGCCAUUUUACGAAUGCACCAUAAAGUACAGAAAACAACUGUCUCACAAUAAAUAACGUACGGGGACGUUACUUUGCUUUGACUACCAGACCCCACACCACACCAGGGCGAAGGCGAUGUUUCCAUCAUAGCGCCAACGCGCGCUUAUGUGUGACCAUCCAUCCAUCAUCUGAUCUAUUUAGUUGUUUUAGUUAGUUUUUUGUUUGUUUUGAUUCAUUUUAAAAUUGUACGUAAAACACUGUUGUACAACGUUAGCUUUCUAAACUUAGUGCGUCUCCUUUUAACUUGUGUUUCAAUUUUGAAUCUGAUUCGAUUUUUAUACUUCGCUUUACUUAUUUCGUUGAAGUGCGUGCAGGACAGCGUCGCUCGAUUGUAAAUGUUAUGGAAGGUAAAUUUCCAUUUCACGUUGUUUUUUUCUCUCUUUUGUGGUAAAAUACACAUGCAAGGUCCGUUUUAUUUCUAAGACUACAAUUUUGUUGUUUUUUCUUUCGUCUUCUGUAAGCUAAAGUUUAACUAUGCAAUUGGAUUUUUUGUUGCUUUAAUUAAUUUUACUAAAGUAGAAAAACGCUCGCUCGAAACAUGCAACGUACAAUAUCAAUCUACAACCAUCUGCAACAUAGAAAUACUUUUGGCAAAGGUUACGAGAACACGCCAUAACUUUUGAUUUAAUUUCGCAGUUGCAUAUGCAUCAUCCACCCCAUUUUAAAUAACAUUGUGGUUGUCUUUCAAAGCAAUUAACUACAAUGAAAUCCGCUUACCUACCUGAGCCACUUCACUUAUCCCAGGAUCAUUGCACAUGGCAAGCUUAUUGUUAGCAUCCGUUUUGUUUGUUUUAAACAGGCUUUUAUGCCGCGGCGCCUGUUGCAAUCAGUGUACUUGCAACGUUCACGAAUUGUGCGUAAAAUUAAUAUAAACAUACAACUCGAAAUUAGCAAAAGAACACUGCAUCCCUAGGAGACUAGUGGUUGCAGUACAACGAUUUAAGCGUAAAUGUUUGUACACAGCAAAUGCAAACCAACGGUAGUAAUAAAAGUAGUAGUAGUGUGGUUCUACGCAGCCCGUACAAAAUAAAAAAAUAAUGGAUGAGGAUCAUCCUCUCGACGACGGUGUCCCCAUUAGGUAGCAAAACUUGUAAAGUUUCGCUAUAGGUGUAAAUGAAGAAAGUAAUGGAUUUUGAUUUUGUAGGCACGAUGCCUGCAGCAUUAAUAUCGUACAGCGCUAAGUUUACAUCAUCCGGAAUGUACUGAUUCGUUUAAAAGGAAGAUAAUCAAAAAAAUAAAUCAUGUCUAUCAUAUUCUUAACCAA
This is a messenger RNA of Anopheles stephensi (Asian malaria mosquito), 4112 nucleotides long. RefSeq lists its product as uncharacterized. NCBI's taxonomy places the organism in Eukaryota, Metazoa, Arthropoda, Insecta, Diptera, Culicidae. Gene Ontology annotation, cellular component: transcription regulator complex; nucleus. Gene Ontology annotation, biological process: regulation of transcription by RNA polymerase II; regulation of cell cycle. Bases 430 to 2241 code for a protein of 603 amino acids. The transcript has 8 exons. The record is from RefSeq and is a predicted model, not a curated record. Gene Ontology annotation, molecular function: RNA polymerase II transcription regulatory region sequence-specific DNA binding; DNA-binding transcription factor activity, RNA polymerase II-specific.